Messenger RNA from Talaromyces stipitatus ATCC 10500, 258 nucleotides. RefSeq lists its product as uncharacterized. The transcript is spliced from 3 exons. Bases 1 to 258 code for a protein of 85 amino acids. NCBI's taxonomy places the organism in Eukaryota, Fungi, Ascomycota, Eurotiomycetes, Eurotiales, Trichocomaceae. The record is from RefSeq and is a predicted model, not a curated record.
AUGCAGUUCUUCACGAACCUCACUACCCUUUUCCUCGUCACAUUGGCCCUCGGAGCUGUCAUUGACACCCGUACCGACGCACUCGGUGUCGACAAGGAAGUCGAAAGUGUUACAUGCAGUCCCAAAGGUGGUGCCUGUAUCGAAGGUCAGCUUAGCUGCUGCGAGGGAUUGAGAUGCUAUGUUCCUCCCAAGAGUGGCUGGGAGCCUCAGGGUGCUUGGACUCUGCAAGCAUAUAAGAUACUAGACAUGAAGGAAUGA